CUUGUAAUGAAGCUUUCAAAAUGGCUCAAGAAAAACCUCAAAGACAACAUUAAAGACACCUUAAAAGCAACUAUCAAAAGUUUACUUCAGUUGGACCCUCCCAUAGAUAGAAAGACUGACAUAAGUAAACAAGAAAAGGAGUUGCAAUUAUCAAUGCAAGCUCUAUUGAAAAAUGACAUAGAGUUACAAAAAGAAUGCACACAGUUAAGCACAUAG
Molecule: messenger RNA, 216 nt
Organism: Entrophospora candida
Lineage: Eukaryota; Fungi; Glomeromycota; Glomeromycetes; Entrophosporales; Entrophosporaceae
Source: the annotation of a GenBank genome assembly